AUGUUACGCGAAGGAGGGGUUUUCUCACUUUGGCGUGGGAAUGGUCUCAAUGUACUUAAGAUGGCUCCAGAGACGGCUCUUAAAUAUGCCUCAUAUGAGCACUAUAAGGUUUGGCUGGCUGGGCGUUCUCCACUCCCUGGAGUUGGUGGCAGCAGUCUGUGGCUUGCUGAGAUGCUGGAUGGUAGACCACUGCUAACCAAGUUUCUCGCAGGAUCACUCGCCGGAUCCACCGCCCAGACGUUUAUAUAUCCCAUGGAGUCAGCUGAUCUUUUAUAG
Messenger RNA from Protopolystoma xenopodis, 276 nucleotides. The record is from the annotation of a GenBank genome assembly. NCBI's taxonomy places the organism in Eukaryota, Metazoa, Platyhelminthes, Monogenea, Polystomatidea, Polystomatidae.